Pogoniulus pusillus (Red-fronted tinkerbird) is the source of this 5793-nucleotide messenger RNA. It is a transcript of the gene IRF7, whose product is annotated as interferon regulatory factor 7. The transcript has 11 exons. NCBI's taxonomy places the organism in Eukaryota, Metazoa, Chordata, Aves, Piciformes, Lybiidae. Gene Ontology annotation, biological process: immune system process; regulation of transcription by RNA polymerase II. Bases 1904 to 3406 code for a protein of 500 amino acids. The record is from RefSeq and is a predicted model, not a curated record. Gene Ontology annotation, molecular function: DNA-binding transcription factor activity, RNA polymerase II-specific; protein binding; RNA polymerase II cis-regulatory region sequence-specific DNA binding. Gene Ontology annotation, cellular component: nucleus.
GCUGCAGUGGUGGCACACAGGAUGUGUGCCAAUGCCCACCUCUGGGCUCCUCUGUGGGUGACAGAGCUGAGAGCCUCCUGCUGCUCUCGGGGGGUGGGUUGGGGUUGGUUUGCUGCUGCCCAGAGAGCCCAGCUGGGCUCUCAGAAGAGCAGGGAGGGCCACAGGUGCCACACACAGCUCCAGUGCUUCACUCAGUGCCCUUCAAGCUCAUGCAGAACUCCCCCUCCCCCGCUGCCCCAUGGCACAGGGUGACUGCUGGGCAGCUCUCUCCAGGACCCAUGUUCCUGGAAACCAGCUGUAGCCCUGGCUGGGCACUGCUUCCCCUUUCUGGGGAACCAGGGUGGGGAUGUGCUGCCACCACACACUGGCCACUGCCACCCUGCUCCACCUCUGCCUGCUCCACCUCCAUCUCUCUGCCACCCUGCUCCACCUCGCCCUCCCUUGCCUUCAGGGCCUGGCACAGCUGAGGGGUAUCCCCCCCCUGGCUUCAUCCAGCAAGGGUGGCACUGACCCUGACCCGCUCGAGGGGUCUGAUGCCCAACGCUGGGUUUGAACUUCCUCUUUCCAGUCCCUCCUCUUGUUUGGCACAAAGCUGCGGUGCCACCAUGCUGCAGCUGCUUGUGCUGCCCAUGCAGCAUCCAAGCCGUGCCUGGGGUCCAUCGAGGCACAGAGCCUGUGUGCCAGCAGCUCCCAACCCCCCUCCUCUCCAGCCAAGGCCACGGAGUGCUCCACCACCUUGCUCUGGAUGUGCCACCCAGGGAGCCGGGAGCAGAGGCAGGGCCAAGCCCAUGGCAGCAGCCAGUUGUUACAGGAAAAGGGAGUGCCAGGAGAACCAGCUCCUGGUAUCGGGAAGCGUGGGCAGUCCCUGCUGCCCUCCUGGCAUUUGCCUUUCUUCCUAGAGCAGACCCUGGCAUGGCAACCAAGGGGUGAAAGGAGCAGGGGCAGAAGAAGUCACCAGCAGGGCAGGGGAGUUCCCAGCCCUGCAUGCCAGGGCUGUGCCACCAGAGUGCUCCAGGCAGGCCUAGGGGUAGCUGCCUUCUGGGCUGCCCCCCCUGCCCACUGCCCUCUUGCAGCUUGGGGGAGCAGCCCUGCAGCACUUUGGGGUCCCCAACAACCCUGCAACCACCCAGCCCUGCAGCCACCUCACUCCCAUGGCUUUUGGGGUGACACCAGCCCAACAGCAACACCACCCCCAUCACUGUAGGGGUGACAUCAGCCCUGCAGCCACCUCGCACCCAUCACUUUUGGGGUGACACCAGCCCUGCAGCCACCUCACUCCCAUGGCUUUUGGGGUGACAUCAGCCCUGCUGCCACCUCACACCCAUCACUUUUGGGGUGCCAUCAGCCCUGCUGCCACCUCACACCCAUCACUUUUGGGGUGCCAUCAGCCCUGCUGCCACCUCACACCCAUCACUUUUGGGGUGACAUCAGCCCUGCAGCCACCCCACAGCUCUCACUUUCGGGGUGGCACCAGCCCUGCAGCCACCCCACAGCUCUCACUUUCGGGGUGGCACCAGCUCUGCAGCCACCUCACCCCCAGCAGAGGGUCCGAGGUUUCUGGUCCCCUAGCUCAGGCUCUGACCCCCGAGGGUUCAGGACAGGGCCACGCUGGGGCUUAGGUCCUUAGUUACUGUUACUCCGGGGAGGGGGUGGCACAGGCCCCCCCACCCCAGCAUCCCCGCUCCGUGAGUGGGAGCAGGCUGAAGCCGCAGCAUCCCCGCGGGGAGCACUGCCGGCACCUGCGGGCGCGGGUGCCAGGGACUCUCCUCGUGUCGCGGGUGGGGCCACAGGGGACACUUUCACUUUCGGGGGGGUUCACGUGACUUCCAGGAAGCCAGGCGCUGGUGGCAGUGGUGGAUAAAAAGGCUCCAGCAGAGAGUGGCACUGCCAGGGCCAGCGCACCAUGGCCGCGCCGCCGAGCCAGGGAGAGGCUCAGAAGCUGCGCUUCGGACCCUGGCUGUUGGCUGCCAUCGACAGCCAGAAGUACCCAGGGCUGCGCUGGGUCGAUGCCAGCCGCAGCCGCUUCCGCGUCCCCUGGAAGCACAACGCCAGGAAGGAUGUCACCAGCAGCGACCUGGAGGUCUUCAAGGCCUGGGCAGUGGUGAGUGGGCACUACGAGGGCUGCCCCGAGGACCCUGCCAAGUGGAAGACCAACUUCCGCUGUGCCCUGCGGAGCACGGGCAUGUUCCAGAAGCUGGAGGACAACUCCAGGUGUGCUGACGACCCCCACAAGGUCUUUGCUGUCUCCUCAGCUGCCUCAGGGCAUGGCGAGGAGGGAGGUUUUACCAGCCCUGCCCCUGUGCUGGCCCAGCAGGCACAGCUGGACUGCCACCUCCGAGAUGGGACCCCAGAAACUGCCCCCCCCCCAGGCAGCGCUGACCCCCCACAGCCUGUGCUGCAGGAGAGGCUGGAGACCCUGCAGUGGGUAAUGCAGCACUGUGCCAUCUCCCCCCGUGACCCUGGAGCCCUGGAGCCACCCUGGGCAGGGGACAUUGCCCACCAGGACCUCUUGCUCCAGCCUGACCCAGACCCCAGCCAAAACAGCAACCUGGCCGAGUGGGUGCCCAUGGUGGAUCAACCCCUGCUGGGCGCCUAUGCACCCCUGGACCCCGUGCUGCUGAGGGAGGACCAAGUGCCAGGGGCCGUGCCACUGCCGUGCCACCCGCCAGAGGUCAUGGUCCCUGUGCCUCCCUCAGAGGGGACCAUCCUCUUUGUGCCCUCUGCUGACCCUGUGCCACCACCAGCACCAGAGGAUAAGACAGGUCCCAUCCUGGUCCUGGACAUCACCAUCUUCUACCGGGGGAGGGAGAUCCUGCGGGAGGAGGUGCGGGGCACGCAGUGCCUGCUGGCUUACCAGCUGCUGGACCCCGCGCUGGCACUGCGGCCCGGGCAGCGGGUCGUGUUCCCCAGCCCCGCCGAGCUGCCCGACCGCAAGCAGCGGCAGUUCACCGAGGAGCUGCUGCUGGCGGCCGGGCUGCAGCUGGAGCAGAGGGCGCAGCGCAUCUUCGCCACCCGCCUCAAGCGAUGCAAGGUCUUCUGGGCGCUGUCCCGGCAGCUGGAGGGGCGCCAGGAGCCGCCGCUCAACGUGCUGCAGCGCGACCAGGAGACACCCGUCUUCGACUUCAACCAGUUCCGCGCCGAGCUGAACGCCUUCUACAGCAGGCAGAGGAGGCAGUCCCCCGACUUCACCAUCUACUUCUGCUUUGGGCAGUGCUUCUCCAAGGACAAGAGCAAGGAGUCCAAGCUCAUCCUGGUCAAGCUGGUGCCCAAGCUCUGCCAGUACCUGUUCGAGAAGGUGCAGCAGGAAGGGGUCUCCUCCCUGGACAGCGACACCAUCAGCCUGCAGCUCUCCGACUCCUUCAGCCUCUACGAGCUCAUCGAGCACUGGCCCAUGCAGGUGGACUGACCCUCGCCAGCCCCUGGGGGUGGGUGCCUGUGGUGGGCACCUCUCCUCUCCUUCCCGUGCCAAGGGCAGCUUUGCUCCUGGAGCUUGCACUUUGCUUCCCCCUUCUAUCAGCUGCUAAAGUGGGUUUGGGGAUUGUGGUGGUUGACAAAUCUCUUUGCUUACCGUUUCUUGACUGUGAACAGAUGGAGAGCAAAGUGCUCCCUGCCAGCUGCUCCUGCCACCUGUGCCCCAGUGCCAGCCCAAGGCCUCUGCCCCACUCCCCUCCCCUAAGCCCCGGGGUCUGUGGGCAGGUCGUGCUGGCAGUGGGCUCAGAGUGGAGCAGUUCUCAGCACCUCCUCCCCUUGCCCUGUGUGUAAGUGAGGCAAUGUCCCACCCGUGGAGGGGGGAGGCCUUUACUGCCCCACUGCAAGGACUCUGGAAGGGAGCAAUGGUUUGGAAGUGGAGCAGGGCAGAGUUGGGUUGGAGCUGAGGAGGAAGCUGUGCAGAGUGAGGGUGGGCAGAGGCUGGCACAGGCUGCCCAGGGCUGUGCUUGAGGCCCCACUCCUGGAGCCAUUCAAGCUGAGCCUUGCUGUGAGUUGGCUCCAGGAGCUGCAGGUUGGCUCUGGAGACUGUGGGUUGCAUCUAGAGGCUGUGGGUUGGCUCUAGAGGCUAUGAGGUGGCUCUGGAGACUGUGGAUUGGCUCUGGAGGCUGUAGGUUGGCUCUUGAGGCUGCAGAUUUGCUCUAGAGACUGUGGAUUGGCUCUAGAGGCUUCAGGUUGUCUCUAGAGGCUAUGAGGUGGUUCUAGAGGCUGCAGGUUGGCUCUAGAGGCUGCAGGUUGGUUCUAGAGGCUAUGAGGUGAUUCUGGAGGCUGCAGGUUGGCUCUAGAGGCUAUGAGGUGGUUCCAGAGGCUGCAGGUUGGUUCUAGAGGCUAUGAGGUGGUUCUGGAGGCUGCAGUUUGGUUCUAGAGGCUAUGAGGUGGUUCUAGAGGCUGCAGGUUGGUUCUGGAGGCUAUGAGGUGGUUCUGGAGGCUGCAGGUUGGUUCUAGAGGCUAUGAGGUGGUUCUAGAGGCUGCAGGUUGGUUCUGGAGGCUAUGAGGUGGUUCUGGAGGCUGCAGGUUGGUUCUAGAGGCUAUGAGGUGGUUCUGGAGGCUGCAGGUUGGCUCUAGAGGCUAUGAGGUGGUUCUAGAGGCUGCAGGUUGGUUCUGGAGGCUAUGAGGUGGUUCUGGAGGCUGCAGGUUGGCUCUAGAGGCUGUAGCGUGGCUCUGGAGACUGUGGAUUGUCUCUAGAGGCUGCAGGUUGGCUCUAGAGGGUGAAGAUUGGCUCUAGAUGAUGUUGAGUUGAUCUAGAAGACAUUGGGUGGUUCUAGAAGCUUCUGGUUGGGUCUAGGAUCUAUAAGUUGUCCCUAGAAGCUGUUGGGUGGCUCUAGAAGUUGCCCUGAACACUAACAGUGAGCAGCAGCAAGAGACCUGCAGGCAGGCUGGGAAGGGGCUGUGGGCACAGGCUGAGGGCAAUGGUUUGGAAGUGGAGCAGGGCAGAGGUAGGUUGGAGCUGAGGAGGAAGCUGUGCAGAGUGAGGGUGGGCAGAGGCUGGCCCAGGCUGCCCAGGGCUGUGCUUGAGGCCCCAUCCCUGGAGCCAUUGAAGCUGAGCCUUGCUGUGUGCCUGUGCAGCCUGCUCUGGCUGGAGGGGUCCCUGCUGCCUGCAGGGGGUUGGGCAGGAUGCCCUUGGGGGGUCCCUUCCAAGCCAGUGCAAGCUGUGAUUUCUUUCCAGGCACUCAGGCAGCAGCCAUGAUUGUGCCCAGAGCAUGCUGAGCACAGCUUGGCUUUGCCUCAAGCAGAGGAAUUCUUUGCCUGGUGUCUCCCUGCUGGCCCAGCCUGGCUGGGGCACUUAGUGCCAUGGUCUGGUUGGUUGGGCAGGGCUGGGUGCUAGGUUGGGCUGGCUGAGCUUGGAGCUCUCUUCCAACCUGCUUGGUUCUGGGAUUUGAUGAUUCAUCUGCCCUGGCUCUGCUGGGGUGGAGUUGAUGUCCUGCCCAGUGGCUGUCAUGGGGCUGUGCCUGCCUUGCUGCUGGGCACUGUGCUGGCAUCUCAGGGAUCUCUGCCUUGGUUCUGAGCAGCUCACACAGAGCCAAGGCCUCUUCUGCUCCUCACCUGCCCAGCAGCAAGCAGGCUGGGGGGGGGGACACACACAAGAAGCUAGGAGGGCACACAGCUGGAACAGCUGAGCCCAGCUGCCCAGAGGGGCAUCGAGGCCAUGGGACACCCUGCUCAGCACAGGGGGCUGGGGGAAGAGGUGGCCAGGCUGGGCAGGGGUCAGUUGGUGCUCUUCACAUGCAGCUCUGGGUUUUCUUGGGUUUAGUUCUCUCUCUCUCUCUCUCUCUCUGUUGUUUUCAUUAAAGCCCAAGAAGAAUUCUG